Thamnophis elegans (Western terrestrial garter snake) is the source of this 3254-nucleotide messenger RNA. Its product is annotated as di-N-acetylchitobiase-like. The record is from RefSeq and is a predicted model, not a curated record. Gene Ontology annotation, molecular function: chitinase activity; chitin binding. Gene Ontology annotation, biological process: carbohydrate metabolic process; chitin catabolic process. Bases 155 to 1264 code for a protein of 369 amino acids. Gene Ontology annotation, cellular component: extracellular region. The transcript is spliced from 7 exons. Lineage: Eukaryota; Metazoa; Chordata; Lepidosauria; Squamata; Natricidae.
CUCUCUGAGCAGCGCCAGAUCCCCACCUUCCUAGCCAGCCGGCAGCCGAGCAGGUCCUUCCCCAGCCUUAGGCAGGGCGAUCGCCUCGCAGGGCAAAGGAACGCGCGUGGGGGACGCUGUGAGAGAAGCUGAGCCGAGCCGACGCGCCCUAGCCAUGAAGAGCGCGGGAGGGGGCGGAGACGCGCGUCUCUUGACCGCGAUCCUCUUCGCCCUGCACUUGCGGUUGGCUGCCGGCGCGUGCCCGUGUCAGGAUCCCGCGCUUUGCAAGCCGAUCUCGAGCCCCAGAGACUUCGAGGUCUUUGUAUUUGAUGUUGGCGGGAAGACGUGGAAAAAUUAUAACUGGUCACUGAUUACAACAGUGGCCACAUUUGGAAAAUAUGACCCUGAGCUUAUGUGUUAUGCUCAUUCAAAAGGAUCCAGAGUAGUUUUGAAAGGAGAUAUAUCUGUGAAGAAAAUUAUUGAUCCUGCAAUUAGAACAGCCUGGAUAAACCAGCAGGUAGACCUGGCCAAAACAAAGUACAUGGAUGGAAUCAAUAUUGACAUUGAGCAAGAGAUUAACCCAUUUUCGGCUGAAUAUUAUGCAUUAACAGCUUUGGUUAAAGAAACCACAGAUGCUUUUCACGCAGAAAUUCCAGGAUCCCAGGUAACUUUUGAUGUACCUUGGUCUCCUGAAUGUAUUGAUAGGCGUUGUUACAACUAUACUGGGAUUGCUGACUCCUGUGAUUUCCUUUUUGUGAUGUCCUAUGAUGAACAGAGUCAAGUAUGGUCACACUGCAUAGCAAGAGCCAAUGCUCCAUAUAACCAAACCUUAGCAGGGUAUGACAAUUACAUUUUCAUGGGCAUUAACCAAAAGAAGUUGGUGAUGGGAGUGCCAUGGUAUGGCUAUGAUUAUACUUGUCAAAAUUUAUCAAAGACUCAUGAGUGCAUCAUUGAAAAAAUCCCUUUCCGGGGAGCUCCAUGUAGCGAUGCAGCAGGACGUCAGGUUCCAUAUAAAGCAAUAAUGUCUCAAGUGAAUAGCUCUGUUUCUGGGAUUCUGUGGGAUGAGGAGCAGAAAGCGCCAUAUUUGGAAUAUAAGGAUUCACAGGGUGUUUUCCAUCAAGUAUGGUUUGAUGAUCCCAGGAGUAUUUCUCAGAAAGCCACCUAUGUGAAAAAAAACGGCCUGAGGGGCAUCGGAAUGUGGAAUGCAAAUUGCCUUGAAUAUUCUGGGAGUUCUGAAACGAAACAACAGACAGAAGCAAUGUGGGAUGCCUUGAUGCCAAAAUAGUGUGUGUGUGUGUGUGUGUGUGUGUGUGUGUGUGUGUGUGUACACUGCCAUUUUAAAUUUAAUGCUGUUUUAAUUGUGCAUCAAUUUGAGUUUUAAUUACACUAUAUUACACUUAAUCUAUUCUUGUCAAGAAAUAAAUGUUACGGUGCAUGCAGAAUGUAUUCAGACACACAUACCCUUCAUUUUUGUUAAUUUUGUUACGCCGCAGCCUGAUUCUACUGUUGUUGAAAUUCAUUUUUUUUCUCAUUCAUCUACACUCGGGACCCCAUAAUGACAGUGAAAACAGAAUUGUAUAAAUGUCUGUAAAUUUAUUAAAAAGAAAAAAAAAUGAAAUAUUACAUUGGCAUAAGUAUUCAGACCUUUCACUCAGUAUUUUGUUGAAGCACCUUUGGCAGCAAUACAGCCUCCAGUCUUUUGGGGUAUGAUGCAAUAAGCUUUACACACCCGGAUAAUGGGAUUUUCUGCCAUUCUUCUUUGCAAAUCUUCUCAAAUUCAGUCAGGUUGGAUGGCAACCAUCGGUGGACAACCAUUUACAGAUCUCCCCAGAGAGGUUCAAUAGGGUUCAAAUCAGGGCUCCAGCUGGGUCACUAAGGCAGUUACAGAAUUGUCCCUAAGCUACUCCUCGGUUGUAUUGCCUGCGUGCUUAAGAUCCUUCUGGAAAGAACCUUCUGCUCAGUCUGAGGUCGUGAGUGCUUUGGAACAGGUUUUCAUUGAGGAUAUCCCUAUACUUUGCCCCCUUCAGCUUUCCCUCAACCCUGAACAGUCCCUGCUGCUGAAAAACACCACACAUGAUGCUAUCACCGCCAUGCUUCACUGUUGGGAUGGGUGAUGAGCAGUGCCUGGUUUUCUCCAGCCAUAAUGUUUAGAAUUUAGGCCAAACAGUUCAAUCUUGGUUUCAUCAGACCAGAGAAUCUUGUUCUCACAGUCGGAGUCGUUCAGGUGCUUUCUUGCGGAUUCCAAGUGGGUUUUCAUGUUUUGCAUUGAGGAGUGGCUUCUGUCUAGUCACUCUGCCAUAAAGCCCCGAUUGGUGGGGGUGGCAGUGAUGGUUGUCCUUCUGGAACUCUAUCCCAUCUCCACACAGGAUCUCUGGAGUUCAGUCAAAGUGACCAUUGGGUUUUUUAUCACCUCUCUUACUACCCCCCCCCCCCCCAAAUUGCUCAGUUUGACAGGACAACCAGCUCUUGGAAUAGUCCUGGUUAUCCCAAAUGUCUUCCAUUUGAGAAUUAUGGAGGUCACUGUGCUCUUAGGAACUUUCAGUGCAGCAGAAAUUAUUGUAGCUUUCCCCAGAUCUGUGCCUUGCAAUAAUCCUGUCUCUGAUCUCUGCAGGCAGUUGCUUUGACCUCAUGCUCUGCUACAGUCUGCAUUGUAAGCUGUGAGGCCUUCUAUAGGGAGGUGUGUGCCUUUCCAAAUCAUGUCCAAUCAAUUUAAUUUUCCACAUGUGGACUCCAAGAUGAAGAAACGUGUCAGCAAUUGUCAAGAGGCACCGGAGCUAAAUUUCAAGUGUUGCUGCAAAGGGUCUGAAUACUUAUGCCAAAUUGAUACUUCAUUUUUUUUGUUUUUAAUAAAUGUACAGAUAUUUCUAAAGUUCCUUUUUCAAUGGCAUAUUGAGUAUAGAUUAAUGAGAAAAAAAAUGAUUUUCAACAAUUGUAGAAUCAGGCUGCAGCAUAACAAAAUUGACAAAAGUGAAGGGGGUCUGAAUAUUUUCUGAAUACAUUGUAAAUUUAACUUUCUUACACACAAUUGUAUGGUUUCUUUCCUCCAACUAGUGUAGCUAAUUAUAGCCAAUCUAUAUUCUGGUCAAUUAAUAUAACCCAAGGAUUAUCAAAGCCCUAGAAAUAAUUGAAUACCUUUGAAUAAUUGAUUUCUUUUUUUCUAAUAAAAGACAAGUGACAUUAUCUUUCAUCUCCAUCCUAAAGUUAUAGAGAACUGAAGCUAAUCUUUCCUAAUUUAAGCAGCUUUCUAAUCCAAACUAGCCAAGAUGCGAAGUGAG